AUGAGCACAGCAGCUGAAGUCGAAGGCGAAUAUAAGGGUGACCUGCCAGACCGCGACAACACGACUGUCGACGAUGCGCCUGAGGAGUUCCCAGACGGAGGGCUACAAGCAUGGUCCGUGGUCUUCGGCUCAUGGUGUGGUUUCCUGCCCUGUUUCGGUCUCAUGAACACCACCGGUGUGUUUACGGACUGGCUCGCGACGCACCAGUUGAGCAACUAUUCGCGGUCCGAUGUAUCCUGGAUUUUCAGCAUUUAUAUGUUCUUCCUGUGGUUUGGGGGUGUUCAGAUUGGACCGAUUUUCGAUCGCUAUGGCCCCAGACACCUUAUGGCUGCAGGCACGAUUGGCCUCACGGGAGCUGUGAUGGCGUUUAGCGUUUCAACUGAAUACUACCAAUUCAUCCUCAGCUUCGGUAUACUUGGUGGCAUAUCUGCAUCCCUCCUCUCAAACCCCAGUAUCUCGAUCAUAAACCACUGGUUCUACAAGAAGCGUGGUAUAGCCACCGGAAUCGCCGUCACAUCCGGCGGGAUAGGGGGGAUAAUAUUCCCCCAGAUCUUCAACGCGCUCACGGCAAAGGUCGGGUUCGGGUGGGCAGUGCGCACAAUCGGCUUCAUCGCGCUCUUCUUCUGCAGCCUGGGUUCCAUCCUGCAACGUUCUCGGCUGAGCCGGGCCAAAACAAAGACGAAUCGUAAAACAAUCAACCUGCGCGAUUGUGCCGAGCCGUCGUUCAGCCUGACGGCGGCAGCGAUUGUCUUUGCGGAUAUCGGGGCCACUAUCCCGCUGACGUAUUUGACUUCGUAUGCGCGGGCGAAAGGGAUGGGCGUUGACAUGUCGUAUACGCUUAUGUCGAUUCUCAAUGCGACAAGUAUUGUGGGACGGCUGGUUCCUGGCUACGCGGCGGACCGGGUCGGGCGGUUCAACACGAUGAUUGUGACGGCUGCUGUAUCUGCGAUAUUAACGCUGGCAUUAUGGCUCAAGAGCGGGUCCAGCCACGGGGCUAUCAUUGCGUUUGCGGCGCUGUUUGGGUUCUCCAGCGGAUCGGCGAUUAGCCUGUCGCCUGUUUGUGUUGCUCAGAUAUCCAGGACGGAGGACUUUGGGAAGCGGUAUGGCACUAUCUAUACGUUUGUGGCGAUUGGUGUUCUCGUUGCUAUCCCGAUCGCUGGGCAAAUUCUUGAGCGGCAGAGUAAUGGCGAUAACCAGGUAUACUGGGGGCUUGUUGUGUUUUGUGGUGUGGUGUAUAUAGCUUCGGCGGUGUUCUUUGCAAUUGCGACAGGGGUGAGCACGGGGUGGAAAGCAAAGAGGUUUUAA
Molecule: messenger RNA, 1305 nt
Organism: Aspergillus puulaauensis
Lineage: Eukaryota; Fungi; Ascomycota; Eurotiomycetes; Eurotiales; Aspergillaceae
Product: MCT family MFS transporter
Exons: 3
Coding region: 1-1305 (434 amino acids)
Biological process (GO): transmembrane transport
Cellular component (GO): fungal-type vacuole membrane
Molecular function (GO): transmembrane transporter activity
Source: RefSeq, a predicted model, not a curated record